Molecule: messenger RNA, 2044 nt
Organism: Lepisosteus oculatus (spotted gar)
Lineage: Eukaryota; Metazoa; Chordata; Actinopteri; Semionotiformes; Lepisosteidae
Gene: agmo
Product: alkylglycerol monooxygenase
Biological process (GO): lipid biosynthetic process
Cellular component (GO): endoplasmic reticulum
Molecular function (GO): glyceryl-ether monooxygenase activity; iron ion binding
Source: RefSeq, a predicted model, not a curated record
CCCUGGAUCUGCGCACUUUGGUCCGGUGGAGUGCACUUUCAUCUACAGUAUGGACUAUAGCUACUGUAGGUCCACUGAGUGUUGAAGCGCUUGAGGUUACCCCAGCAAUAGUUAAGAGGCAUACUGUAUUUAUACCGCAACAAUGGCACUCUAUGAAAAGCCCGUAGUGUCGGUCUCUCAGGGUAUUCGUAUGAUGUUUUACCUUAUGACACCGAAUGAAACGUCUUUCGCGCAGAAUGACGAGGUUCCGGAAUAUGUCCAGCAGGCCACACCGUUCUUUGUGGGAAUGAUACUGCUGGAGCUGUUUGUGAGCUGGGCUAAAAAUGGAUGGCUGGUCAUUAGAAUCAAUGAUGGAGUGACUUCUGUCUCAGCAGGCAUGCUGUCCAUGAUUCCAAAGCUGUUUGUGAGGAGUCUGGAGCUGUGCAGUUAUAUUUAUGUCUGGGACAGCUACAGACUCUUGGAGUUGCCCUGGGAUUCUCCUUGGACUUGGUGGCUGGCUUUUCUUGGAGUAGACUUUGGCUAUUACUGGCUUCAUCGUUUCUCGCACGAAGUGAAUAUAAUGUGGGCAGCUCACCAGGUGCAUCACAGCUCUGAAGAUUAUAAUUUAUCCACAGCCCUGAGACAGUCUCUAACACAGCAGUGCACCUCCUGGGUGUUCUAUCUCCCCAUGGCCUUGGCCAUUCCUCCAUCAGUAUUUGCUGUGCACAUUCAGUUCAACCUUCUCUACCAGUUCUGGAUUCACACAGAGCUCGUUAGUAAUCUUGGGCCAGUGGAGCUGAUUAUGAAUACCCCAAGCCACCACAGGGUUCAUCAUGGGCGAAAUCCUUAUUGCAUCGACAAGAACUAUGGAGGAACUUUAAUUAUAUGGGACCGACUUUUUGGUACAUUUGCUCCAGAGGGAGAGAAAGUUCUUUAUGGUCUGACUCAUCCAAUCAACUCUUUUGAACUCCUUUGGGUGCAGUUUCAUCACUAUCUCUAUAUCUGGGACUCAUUCUGGAAUACUCCAGGCGUCACAAACAAAUUGUCUGUGGUCUUCAAAGGGCCUGGCUGGACUCCAGGCAAACCGAGAUUGGGGCUGCAUGAAGACUUGCCUGAGAUUACUGGAAAAGAGAUUCCACACAACCCAGCGUGGCCAGCUGCCCUGCAAGCCUAUGUUUUCACACACUUCAUAGUGUUGAUGGGGAUUUACAAUGAAAUCGUCGCUACAAAAGCUGAUUUAUCACAGAUAACAUUUCUGAUGACUACUGGCUUCAUUCUUCUGACUUUGACAUCUCUUGGAUUUCUCAUUGACCAAAGACCGAAUGCAGCCAUGCUGGAAUCUGUCCGAUGCUGUGUGUUUCUGGCUUUCCAUAGGCUGGGCCAUGUGAAAACCAUGGUCCUGGCAUUAGCUGUGCCCACUGAGGUUUUCUUUCUGCUGAGUGUGGUGUAUUGGGGGCUGAAGACAUUGUGCAUACUGGCUGGCAAUGAGAAAAAACACCAGUGAAAAAGUACCUCAUAUUAGCAAAAUCCUUCCAGCAAAGGCUCAUUGUUUAAAAAAAAAAGAGCCUUUGCUUUUCAUAGUGAUUUUUAAAUGUUUUUUUUCUUUCUGGAGUGCACUGCACCAUCAUGUCAUCCAACAUAUUUCAUGUAUAAUCCUGUUGGAAUUACAGAUGCUAUACAGUGACACAGUAAAAAUUAUUAGGCACAUAUAAUAUGUCAAAUUAUUUAUAGAUUUAAUAAAAUUAAUUUGCUAAAAAUGAGCUAUUAUGGCUAGUACUAGUGACAGGCCACAUGUGACAGCAAAAAACAGUCAUCAAAUAUUCUUUCUGAAAACAUUUUAAAAGAAUAAUUUAACAGUUCAGAAGUGGUUAGCUUCUGCAGCUAAAUUUAUGUUUCAUCUUGUUUAAUAUUUUCAUAUAUUUCAUGAUGUUUAUUAUAUAGGAAAUGUUUCAAUAGUAAUCAUCAUGAAGCAAACAUAUACAGAAUCUGCAAUACAGACAUACUGUAUGGUACCUAUUGCUUUUACAGUAUUUACUGAAGCUAAGCUGGUGUGAGCCUGGUCAGU